This is a messenger RNA of Carassius auratus (goldfish), 1420 nucleotides long. Its product is annotated as caveolin-2-like. Lineage: Eukaryota; Metazoa; Chordata; Actinopteri; Cypriniformes; Cyprinidae. Gene Ontology annotation, cellular component: sarcolemma; caveola; focal adhesion. The transcript is spliced from 4 exons. The record is from RefSeq and is a predicted model, not a curated record. Gene Ontology annotation, biological process: cell differentiation; regulation of cytosolic calcium ion concentration; caveola assembly. Gene Ontology annotation, molecular function: molecular adaptor activity. Bases 254 to 754 code for a protein of 166 amino acids.
UACACACUAGACUAUGGCAAAGAACACAAGGCAGAAAGAGUGAGGUCACUCCUCCACACUGAGAGACGGUCCCCUCCUGUAAUUGUUUGAUACAGGCCACAUAAUCAUCUGUUAGAUGUGGACAACAAGAACAUUUAUGGACAGUAUCAGUGUCUGUCCGGCUGAUCAAAACUGUUGCUUUUGCUGAAUUUGUUUUAUUGACCUGGACAGGAUUACAGUUUAUUUUUGGCCAGGAAUAUUGAUAUUGGUCAGUAUGAUGUCAGACAAGUAUUUGGUGGAGUGUAAUAUUGAUGAUGAUGAAGAUGAUGUGAAGAAGAUCCAGCCGUCUCCACCUCCUCCUCCACAGUUCUCCUCCACCUCGUCCCUCACUCCAUGUGAGAGCAGGGAUCCCUGGGGCCUCAACAAACACCUGAAGAUAGAGUUCAGUGAUGUUUUGGCGGAGCCCGCGUCCACGCACAGCUCUGACCGCGUGUGGGUGUACAGCGGCAUUGGGUUCGAGUCCGCGCGGCUCUGGGGUUACCGCUGUGUCACAGCGCUCUGUGCGGUUCCCCUCUCCUGUCUCUGCGGCUGUCUCUUUGCCCUACUGGCCUGUAUGCACAUCUGGUGUGUGAUGCCCUGUAUCCAGGUGUUUCAUAGCUGCCUGCCCUGUGUGAGGUCACUGUGGAUGAGUGUGGUGAAUAUCUUCAUCACUCCAUUCUGCACAUCUGUGGCUCGCUGUUGCAGUGGCGUAUAUGUGGUGUUCUCCAAAGAGUGACGAGACUCAAGGAGGAAUCUGAAGAAGCUCGUCAAACUGCUUAGUCCCAAUAGUCCCAAUAGUUUUCUCUCAAGAACAAAACAUGAAUCAGUGGAAUACCUGAAUGGAUUCUUUUGCUAUUUAAAGCUGUGUUGAAAUAACAAUGAGACAUUCAAAGAAGAGGAUUAGCCUACAUGUUAUUAAAUUGAUUUUUACCUGUUAUUAAAUAGAUAUUUAUUCAUUUGUAACAAAUUCUGCACGGGUUAUUCAUGUGUACAAAACUACAAUAGCACACAACCUGUUAAUACUUAUUACUUAUUCUCUCUCUCUCUCUCUCUCUCUCUCUCUCUCUCUGAAGUUUGGUAUAAAGAACAACUGUCAUGUAUAUAUAUUUUGAUGGUUGCCACAUCAUACAUCUAUACAUUUUAUUAAAACAACCACUUAGCCUGUAUCUUGAACAUACAAGCCUCAAGUUUCUCAUUUACUCCAGUCUUCAGUGUCACAUGAUAGCCUACUUCAGAAAUCACUGGUGCUCAAGAAACAUUUCUUAAAUAUUAUUAAUUAUGCUGCUUUCAAUUUUUGUGGAUUCUGACAUUUUCUUUUCAGGAUUCUUUAACAGAAAGUUGUUGAAAGAGUUUACUGUCAUUUUUUUUUGUUAACUAAAUUCAUCCUUGCUGAAUAAAAUGA